Molecule: messenger RNA, 381 nt
Organism: Meleagris gallopavo (turkey)
Lineage: Eukaryota; Metazoa; Chordata; Aves; Galliformes; Phasianidae
Source: RefSeq, a predicted model, not a curated record
CCCCAUUCCUCGCCCCAUAGCAGCCCCAUUCCUUGUCCCCUUCCUCGCCCCACAGCAGCCCCAUUCCUUGUCCCCUUCCUCGCCCCACAGCAGCCCCAUUCCUUGUCCCCUUCCUCGCCCCACAGCCGCCCCAUUGCUCACCCCCCCGCCCCCCAUCCCUUAGGCAACGCCCUGCUGCGCCGCCUGGUUCGCAUCGGCGUUCUGGACGAGGGGAAGAUGAAGCUGGAUUACAUCCUGGGGCUGAAGAUCGAGGAUUUCCUGGAGCGCCGCCUGCAGACGCAGGUCUUCAAGCUGGGCCUGGCCAAAUCCAUCCACCACGCCAGGGUGCUCAUCCGGCAGCGCCACAUCCGGUGAGGGACCCCAAAUGGGGACCCCCACCCA